AUGGCACCUCUGAGCAACCUCGACCUUGCCAAGCAGGUGGAUGUUUUCCCAUAUGAUCAAGAUGGCAUCCUGAAAGCAUUCCCAGAACCUCUGUACACCUUGAUCCACCGCAUCUCUACAGGCAAGGAUAUCACGCUUGGAUAUAUGCACCCACCCGUGGUACAGUCGCUCCUCUCCAUCCCCGAGUCUAUCCGGGGGGCUGUAGACGUGGACUCCGAGGCACGCACCAUCCGCGCCUUUGAUCUGCCUACCGAGGCUGAACGCACCAAGGUCGUCGGCGACGUGAUGCAGUACUGGCGGACCCAAGGCACCUGGGAAAUUAUCAAGAAGUGGAGAAACGAGCCGUGGCCCGUUUACAGCACCGACGAUGGAGAACUGCUUUACAGUGUCGAGAGAGCAGGCGCUGGAUUGCUCGGCGUGAUGCGCUACGGCGUUCACAUGACGGCAUAUGUCAAGGAUGACGGGGUCAAGCACGGGAUCCGGGUUUGGGUCCCGAGGCGCGCCAGCAACAAGAGCAACUACCCCAGCAUGUUGGACAAUACGGUCGCCGGAGGCUUGAUGACAGCCGAGGACCCCUACGAGUGCAUUAUUCGCGAGUCUGAUGAGGAAGCUGAUUUGCCAGAGUCCCUGAUGAGGGAAAGGUGCCAGCUCGCCGGUACAGUCGUUUAUGUUUACGUGACGGACGAGAGGGCUGGUGGAGAAAAGGAUCUCAUUUAUCCCGAGACUCAAUGGGUCUAUGAUAUUGAGCUACCUGCUGAUGUCAAGCCAACACCCAAGGACGGCGAGGUUCAGGAAUUUUAUCUGUGGACUGUGGACGAGAUACAGGAGGCCAUGGCCCGGGGAGAGUUCAAGCCGAACUGCGCCGUGGUGCUCCUGGACUUCUUUAUGCGCAGAGGGAUCCUGACCCGGGAGAACGAGCCGGACUAUGACGAGAUACUCCAGAGGAUGCACAGGAAGACGCCCUUCCCUGGUCCGCACAACACGGAGGCCCCGUCCAUGUCGCUCCAAUAA
Messenger RNA from Pestalotiopsis fici W106-1, 1011 nucleotides. RefSeq lists its product as uncharacterized. Gene Ontology annotation, molecular function: 8-oxo-dGDP phosphatase activity. The record is from RefSeq and is a predicted model, not a curated record. Bases 1 to 1011 code for a protein of 336 amino acids. The transcript has 2 exons. Lineage: Eukaryota; Fungi; Ascomycota; Sordariomycetes; Amphisphaeriales; Sporocadaceae.